Messenger RNA from Limulus polyphemus (Atlantic horseshoe crab), 4214 nucleotides. Its product is annotated as leucine-rich repeats and immunoglobulin-like domains protein 3. Gene Ontology annotation, molecular function: protein binding. The record is from RefSeq and is a predicted model, not a curated record. Lineage: Eukaryota; Metazoa; Arthropoda; Merostomata; Xiphosura; Limulidae. The coding region runs from base 392 to 1843 and encodes 483 amino acids. The transcript has 5 exons.
CCUUUGCGCAUCACUAAAAGCUAGGACCGGGCUUCAGUUCUGUAGGGUUCGCUAUAUUAUCCCACCAGGCGUCGUUCAUCACUGCACUGCCUCUUCUCUCUCUCUCUUUAUGAAGAAAAUUGUGAAGAUGGAGAAACAAACCAGCGUUUAAUAUCUUAAACUGUAAUAAUUACAGCAUGUAAAGACUCAUACUGUCCGUAGAUUAAUCACAUCACCUGCUUCAAUCUGAUAAAAUACAAAAGGAGCUGGAUCUCGCUGCAUCUAUACGCUAUCCCUGACUACAUCCAUAUACAUAAAGAACAAAGAAGCGUUCAAACAGUGCUCAAGUACUGCCGGAUGCUUUCGUUACAUUCAAGAGCUAAUCUUUUGGCAAUAAAAGAAAAGAAUCAACAUGAUCAAGAGCAGCAGACUGUUUUCCAGAUUCAAACUUUUAAGUUGGAACAUUUUUUUUGUGAUCACAGCAACCUGGGCUAUUGGAGAAUCUCAUAAAUGCCCUGACAGACGCAAAAUUAGCCCGUGUGUUUGUAUCCAAAAGUCUCAAGGAGUGGAAGUGACAUGUGAAGGGGCUAGUAGCAACCAACUCAGGGAAGCUUUAGAAAACUUCGAUCAGAAUCUGUUUUAUCUAAUACUGAAAAAUAACAGUCUUACCAGCAUUCCACCUUUUUUACUAGAAGGGCUAAAAGUGCGCCAUUUUUACUCUCACUAUGGGGAUACCUCCACAAUUGACGAAGGUGCUUUUUCUUCACUAGUUGGAAGCAUUGAAACGAUGGAUCUCUCCCACAACUCCUUCCAACGUAUACCCUCUAAAGCUCUCGAGGCCCUUGGUACCCUGGUGCAUCUGACCUUGAAUUACAAUAAUAUCGAACUGCUUCACUCAGAAGCGUUUCGAGGACUGCGCUCCCUUGAAAGAAUGUCUUUGUUUGGCAACAGAAUCACACAUAUCGACAGCCUGGCCUUCGCUAGCAUGGGGAACAACCUUAAACAGCUAAACCUUGGAAGAAAUCAACUUACUACUAUUCCCAUUGAGCCACUGAAACAAGUUCCAGGCCUCAAGAACUUAAAACUUUCCGAAAACAUGAUCGAUACUAUUAUACCUGACCAGUUCAGAGAAAUGGGAGGACAUCUUGACACUAUUAUUCUAGCUGGAAACCGCAUAAAUGAACUUCCUCAGAAAGCAUUUGCCCAUCUUUUAGCGUUGAACUCAAUAAAUCUUGAACGAAACCGAAUAAAAACAAUUCAUCCUGAAGCAUUUCUUGGAGUUGAAGAUACUUUGGCUUGGUUGAAACUUGGCCACAAUCGUUUGGAAUCUUUUCCUGUUGCAGCUCUUAAACAUCUCAAGACAUUACGAGAACUUGAUCUCAGGAACAACAGCAUAUCGAAAAUAGAAAGGAACGCUUUCUAUCCUUAUGGAAUUCACCUAAAGUACAUCUUCCUCCAAAACAACAUGAUCGCUGAGAUUGAUAAAGAAGCCUUGGAUAAUCUUAACAGUACCUUACGGUGGCUCUACCUACAAUCUAACAAACUUCGAACUGUUGAUGAGGCUACAUUCGAAAAAAUCCGGUACACUAUCGAAAUUCUGGACAUCCACGAUAAUCCUUUUGAUUGUACUUGUGAUGUGGUUUGGUUUCGAGAGUGGAUGCAAGAAAGUGAAAAAAGCGUAGUGAGCAUGCCCAAUGAAACCGAAUGUUAUACUCCGGAGGAGCUACGUGAUGUUCCCCUCCAUGACAUCUCAAGUUCUAUGCUACGAUGUCCUACAAGUUCAUCUGGCCUCAAAGUCUACUUCCCCAUUAACGUGGUUUUCAUCAUUGGUCUACUGAAUUGGUUCAUCACAGUCAAGCACUAGGCUUAAACGUGAUAUCCUGUGUUUUUUCUCUAAUCAGGAAAACCAUGGAUUCUUGUUCCUCUUUUUAAAGGCAAACAUGAGUUGUAUAUAUUUCUAAACCAAUACGAUUUGACUAUAAUAUUUAGCUAUGUAACUCACGAGCCUAGAGAACGGUUAUUCAAUUACAUUGAUCUCAAAGGAUUGGCAGAACACCGAUAAUUUUUUUUAUUUCAUAAAAAAACCUAAAACAACGGACAACUUUUUAUUUAAUUAUUUCUUUCUUUUUUCUUUUGCUUCUCUGAGUGUUUAUUUCAGUGUCUCUUUGACAAAACAAUUUUAUUUUCCAACAAAACAAACUUCAUAACAGACAAGGCAUCUGGAAGAAAAUAUCAACCAUUAUAAUUUUUGUUACUAAAGUCUUCAUCUUUUUGUCCUUUUUUCAUAAUAAUCCACUACCACGGGUUAGAAGACAGAGACGUGUAUUUUCACCUGACAUUAGUGAAAACUUUACAUCUUCUUUCGUCACUUGGUUAUUAAAUUCUAAACAUAUUCUUUAAAAGCUUUAGCACUAGAUGCAUAGUCACGUUUUAAAAUCUAAAUCAAGUAGUCAGUAGUUCUGGAAGUAUUUCUGACUGAACACCAAAAUGGUGGUAUUGUAGAUGAAAUGACUUCGUCCUAACGUGUUUUUCUUUAGCCAGUUGGCCACAUAUCUCUAGUUGACUAAUUUUGUGACAUUUUUCAUAUAUUUGUGAUUUUGCAUAAGUACAUUGUUGUUGAAGUAAAUUUUACAGUCACUUGUAUAUUGCUCUUAAUGUUAAAAUUUUAAAGUUAUACAAUUAUUAAUCGUAAGUCACAUGAUUACCAUUAUUUGGCAAACUACCCUUUUUCCAGCACUUAACAUUCUGUGGUUGGUUAAACAAGUUACUUAAGACAUUAAUCUUCUACAUCCAGUUCUAAGUUGUAUAUUUUUAUGAGUGACAUGUGUAUCUUUCAAUGUUUUAAUUUUAAGUUCUACUUUACUAAAAUUAAACUAUAUGUUUAUGGACUUGGUAUAUUAGAUUUAUUACAGAGUCAAAACCUGUUAUAUAAAUAAAACUAACAUAUUCACAGGGUGAUAUUAAUUUCGCUUUAUCCUCUUUCCUGUUUUAUUUUUUCCUGUAACUUUACAAAACCAUUUCUAGAAAAAAAAGCACAAGUAAAACGUCCAAGAGUGCAUUACAAGUUUUAUAAACAAAUGUUUAAUAUUGGUCAUAUUUCUAUAAAAAAAGUAACCGGUAGGAAUGGCUAAAUAAGAAUACUAGAGGUUAAAGAUUCGAAGAGGUUAAGGACAAGAGUUAUUAAAAAAUAAAAGUUUAUUGUAAAAAUUAAAUUAAAUCUUUUACGCUACUAAAGUUUACUUAAAUCUAACAUUUUCGCGAUAUUAUUGUGAUUAUGUUCGAUAUUUUGAGGAAGUGAGAAUAUUUCUUUGCUAUUAGAUAAUCGUAAAUCAAAAACUUGAAAUGUAUAGGAAAUUUAUGUAUAGGAAAGAGAGAAAAAGAAAUACCUAACGUAGAACAGCUAAGAGAACAUGUUUUUUGUGAAAUGUUAUUUCAGAAAAAGUAAAUAUCUUUGUGGCUUGAGAACGUUUAGCUUGUCAGAAACUGAACCAAAAUGAAGUACCAAAAUAAUAAACUGUUGAAAAUGUUUAGAUGUAUUUUUUGUUUUUCACACUAUUUCAAUGGAUAUUACAAUUUCAAACAGAGAUAAUGCCUAGUGAAUGAAAAGUUUGUGGAUUUGGUUGCAAAGUUAGAUAACAUUGUAAAAUAGCUGAAAGUAUAUGUCUCUCUUGUUAUUGAAAUAAAUAGCUAAAAACUCUCAGAAUAAAAGAACGAAAAAAGCUGAAACUUUCUGCAACACUUAAAUUAAGUAAAUCGUGUUUGAAUAUCGAAAUCAGAAAGAGAUGUUUUUCUCAGAUAGAAGUAUCACCUAUAUAUGUAUGUAUAUUUUGCUAUUUCCCCUUUUCUUCUCUAAGACUAACAAAGAGCACAGUCCACAAGCAGAAACUGGUGGUAGAUAUCUGAUAUAUAGGAUAAGAUGAAGAAAAAACAAACGACCUUCCCGUUAUCAUAGUUACAAAAAGAAUGUUUUUUUAGUAUUCUUUCAUCUCCAUCAACUAUAUUUCUAUUCAAAUAAGAAAGUGAACAUACUUCGAAUGUUGCAAAACUAUUCAGCUGGUUAAUAGCUAAAGCUGACUUUUAUCGCUCUCCUUCCUAUAUAUUAAAAAUAGUUAAUAUGAAUCAAAGUUUUUGUAAAGUAUAUGUCGUAAAAUGUCAACAGUCCUUUUAAUAUAAUGUUUAAGAACUUGAAUAAUUGAUGUUGAUUUAGAGCCUCUCCAUGUACAUCAAGGAAAGGU